Messenger RNA from Maudiozyma barnettii, 1776 nucleotides. RefSeq names its product Fet4p (gene FET4). The transcript has a single exon. The coding region runs from base 1 to 1776 and encodes 591 amino acids. Gene Ontology annotation, biological process: transmembrane transport. Lineage: Eukaryota; Fungi; Ascomycota; Saccharomycetes; Saccharomycetales; Saccharomycetaceae. The record is from RefSeq and is a predicted model, not a curated record.
AUGGGUUCAAUAAAGAAAUUUUUUGGUAAUCCCGGUGAUCGACCUGGGGUUCGUUUUCAAGCAUCCAUCCCAGAUCAGUUAGUUCCUACUAAUGUAGAAAUUCUUGAUGAUGAAAAAAAUAAUAAGAAAACUAACGUUGAUUUGGUUCAUGAUAUUCCUUUAACGAAGAAUGAUGAUAUUACUGAAAGUACAACAUGUUCUUUAUCAGAUGGCUCCACUACAGUGGAAUUAAGUAAUUUCAAGAUUCAAUCAAAUAAGACUUUCGAUGUUAAUAAAAGUUUCACAGGGUUACAUAAAGGUUAUAUGGAUUUGGUCCUUGAUAAACUAGUCUUUUUUGCAGGUUCUAUCGUUGCAUUCUUUUGCGUUUGGGUUAUUUUAAUCAUUUGGGUCAUUAUUGGGGCCAUAUAUAACGCUCCAUUCAAUUGGCAAGUCGUUAUGCAAGAUGGACAAUCUAUUCAAUGCUAUAUAUGGGAUACUCUGUUGAUGAGACAGCAACUUUGCAGUAGUCAUGAACAAUUGUUAGUUUGUUGUAAUUUAAGAUCAAAAUUGGACACUUUUAAAAGAAUGGUGAAAGAAAUUCAUGAAAAAAAUUUAGUACGUCAUGAUUAUAAUGAAUGUGAAUCAAUAAUUAUGGAUACAGAUAUUACAUCUUUAGACCCAACAAACCCAACGGUGGAAAAAUUGGAUUCAAGUUGUCCCUGUCAGGAUGAAGAUGUCAUUGAUCCAGCAACAUUGGGACAAUUACCUGUUGAAAAUUGGUAUGAUCGAGUUUCAAACUAUUCUUCUAUUAUUGUUGGCUCUUUAAUCACAAUGGGGAUCUUUUGGAUUGCUAUUGCUGUAUGGAUUGGUUGUGGUGCAAUCCCUCAGGCAGGUGAUACUACACCGCCAUUCACUGGUCAGUAUUCAGGUUCAAACCCCAAAUAUAAAAAAUUUAGUGACGCCUGGCAAAUGGAUAUCAACACUGCAGUGGCUGUUUCUUUAUUGAUUUGUACAACUUUUUUACAAAAUAUUAGGGCAAGACAUGAUCAAUUUAUUGCAGGUGUCCUAGUUGAAAUUUUUGAAAAAGAUGAACGUAUUGAUAUUAUGUUAAGAACAAAAUUAAACGAUUAUUCCCCUCAUAAAAUUAUUGUCAUUCCCGAAGCUAAGAGAACUUGGUUACAAAAGGUCAUUGAUUGGUAUGCAGAUGUUAUCGGAACAGGUAUCGGUGUUAUCGUCGCCAUCAUUGUCUUCGGUGUUUGGAUCGGAAUCGGGACCCCUAUGAAUUGGGGUGAUGAUUGGUGGUUAAUCAUAGGUACUUAUACUGGUUUAGUAGGCUUCAUCGAUGGUUAUGUCCUAAGAGAAGUUUAUUAUAGAUCAGUCACUAUUGAAGAAACUAAUUAUACUGAGGUCAUUGCAGAAGAUUUAGAAUUAAUGCAAAUAUUAGGUAUUUCAAAUCCUCGAGAUAUGAUCAACUCAUUAGAAGAAGAAAACGCUAGAGUUACAAAGACUUUAAACUAUAGAAUAUCAGCAUUUGUCAAUAAGAUAUGUUCUGAUCAAUAUAGUGUCGUAUGUGGUUUCUUAAUCGUUAUUGCAUUGAUCUGCAUUUCAUCUGGUAUGAAAUGGAGUACCACUGGUCAACUAAUUGCUAAUACACCUACUAUGAUCAUUGAAGAAUUCUUCUUGAUCGUCCUAAUUCAAGCUCAUAACUGGGCAGAUGUCCAACGUAGAUUGGAGAUAUCUACUAUAUUAGCACACAGACACAUUAUCGAGUAUCAUAUUUCUAAAGUGUUGGCAUAA